Messenger RNA from Triticum aestivum (bread wheat), 1669 nucleotides. RefSeq lists its product as uncharacterized. The transcript has 3 exons. NCBI's taxonomy places the organism in Eukaryota, Viridiplantae, Streptophyta, Magnoliopsida, Poales, Poaceae. Gene Ontology annotation, molecular function: protein binding. The record is from RefSeq and is a predicted model, not a curated record. Bases 145 to 1008 code for a protein of 287 amino acids.
GCUUCCUGCCCGCUCCCGGUUCCGUUUCUCGUUCUCCUCUUCCCGCGGGAUCAAACCCUAGCUAUCUAGGUUUAGGUUUUCCUCCCAAACUAACUCCUGCCUACAUUUACUUGUCGCGGCAGCUCAGCUGAGAGGGGAGAUUGGAUGAUGGAUACGGCUGUGGAGGUUUCCCGACGGGUCCGUCCCGAGAAGAAACUAUGCGCUGAUGCCGAUGGCGAGACACGCCAGUGUCCCCGGACAACAACGGCGGCCGUGGACCCUGUCUCCAAGGUGCUUGGGGACGACAAUCUCCUCGGGGAGAUCCUCCUGCGCGUCGGCUUCCCCACCACACUCGUCCGUGCCACCCUCGUGCGCAGGGGCUGGUACCAGCUCGCCUCGGACCGGGGUUUCCUCUGCCGGUUCCGUGAGCUCCACCCGCCCCGCCUACUUGGCUUUUACAUCGACACCGGGUUGGUCUGGCCGAAGUCGAUGGCCGUCCUGCGCUUCGUCCCGAUGCUUCCCCAGCCCCCAGAGUUUGCCGCUGUUGUCCGCCGCAUGGCGAGCCACAACUUCGGUACCCGCGAGGUGCCAUGGAUCAUGGACUCCCGAAACGGCAGCAUCUUCACCAGACAUCGUGAAAGAAGAGAACUAUCAUAUGGAGUGUACCACCCGCUUUGUCCUGAGAGAGGCAUUGACGACAUCCCACCACUCCCAAGUGCCCAGGAUCGCAAUCGCCUAAAUUUUGGUGCUAUUCUCUCGAAAGAAGAAGGCAAUGGCUUGUCCUACUUUUAUGUGUUGACGGAGGUUUGUGAUGAGACAGAAAAAUUCACUAUGCGUGUGUAUAUGUUGCAAGGCAGUGUUUGGUGCUUGCAUACCUUGGCCACAUACCAGCUCCAUCUUCCACUACCCAGAGCAAUAGUUGUGCUCGUCGACAAUAAAAUCUAUAUGGUGGCCUCCCCCGCCGAUGACAUUAUUGUCUUGGAUUUGACGGACUCAAGUUUGUAUAGAUCCAGCUCCCACCUGGAGUGAAGUAUCACAGUUUCAACACCAUCUUGUCACGGGCAGAUGAUCCUUCCGGUAUAUAUCUCAUCCAUGUCAAUGGCUUUAAACUUCACAUCUGGCUUCAUAAGGGGGACAACUGGUUGCUGGUCGAUACCAUUUGUUUGCACGAGAUGUGUGCUAAUCUGAGGAUGCUAGAUAACACGCCUGAGGAUGAGCAUACUGGCCGUUGCUAUAUAUGUCAGACAGGGGAUAAUGCUGAGUUUCUGUUCUUAAAAAAUGUGUGGAUGUGUGCUCUAUCUGGAUGUCAAGAACAGGACACUCCGUAAAGUGCAUGCGAUGGCACAAAAGGAUCGACAUUUCACUGAUGUCUACCCUUUUAUGAUGGUUUGGCCUCCCACAUUCCCCGCGCUCAAGGAUGGUCCUGCAAGGAAUGCCAUGUGAAGGAGGAGAAUAUCAGGAUGCUUUUGGAUGAUCGGCGACAAGGGCAUCGCCAGGGCAGCACAGGGAGCUGCAUUUCCUUAGUAGCUGUUGUGAGUUGUAGGGUCCACUGUCCAGACAUGGCUGAUUUUGGAAUGCUUUCUCCAUUGUAAUCAGUAAUAUAUUUCUCCUUCUCUGCUGUUAGCUGAAGAAGAUGCCAGAGGAACAUCUUAAGAAUACAAUUCAUUGAAUGUUCUGUCUUUUCAGAGAA